Aspergillus neoniger CBS 115656 is the source of this 1332-nucleotide messenger RNA. RefSeq names its product M24 family metallopeptidase. The record is from RefSeq and is a predicted model, not a curated record. The coding region runs from base 18 to 1052 and encodes 344 amino acids. Lineage: Eukaryota; Fungi; Ascomycota; Eurotiomycetes; Eurotiales; Aspergillaceae. The transcript has 6 exons.
AGGAACGCCCUUUUCUUAUGGUGGUGCAGCCUUAUCGUCACUCGUCGGGCCUUGUUACCGCAAAGACAACAUUCCUAGCCCCAUCAUUUGAGGCGGAGCGAGCCCGACUGCUAAAUAUGCCGUUUCUCGAGCCGAUCGACAUCAUUCCUUGGGAGGAACACUGGAACCCAUACGAUACCUUGAAGGAUUCUGUCAUCUUCUCGGCACAUGAUCGAGCACCGCGACUCAUGGUGGACGAGGAAAUGAGGGACUUUAUCCAACGGGGUCUCGGUCACUCAGGGUUCGAAAUCGUCGGGCUGAUGGGAGAAGUGGAGCGCGUCCGGCAGAUCAAAUCCGACACUGAGGUGGGGAUUCUCCGCGCCGUGAAUACCGGGACCGUGGAAGCCGUACGGCAGAUGCGCAAAUGCCUCUACCCCGGUCUAACCGAGAGUGAGAUCGCAAGGACCCUGGACAAUACCCUUCGCUCGGCUGGGUUGGAGCCAUUCUUUGAUAUUGUCUUGUUUGACGAGAAUGCCGCCAACCCACAUGGAGGCACCAACGGUUCGAAGGUGCUUGAGCCGGAAACUUUUGUUUUGAUUGAUGUAGGCGCCCAUCUCCUUGGGUACUCAUCGGAUAUCUGUCGAACCUUUUUCCCGCCGUUCCUUGAGCCACCGACACCGGAUAUGCCCGCCCCGACGCGUUUGAGAGACAAGCUGGAGGUGUGGGACAUUGUCUUUGAAGCUCAAACGCAAUCCAUCAGGCAGUUCCGGGUCGACGCCAGUGCUGCCAGCGUCGAUAUUGCUGCCCGGGAGGUGAUCACGGACGCCGGGUACGGGGAGGCCUUCACCCAUCGUGUUGGACACGGAAUUGGAAUCAAAGCCCACGAAAGCCCCUAUCUGAACAAGGGCAACCAUGCGACCCUCCUUCAAGCCGGCAUGACGUUCACCUCGGAACCUGGGGUGUAUCUGGUGGAUCGAUUCGGGGUACGGCACGAAGACAUCUUUCUGGUGCGGGAGGGUGGGGAGGCAGAGCUGUUGACCGGUCGUCGAGCAUCUGGGCCUUGGAACCCAUAGGCAUUCAGUGUAUGUUGGUACAUGCAAUAUAUGAACUCGCGGGUGAAUUUUGAUAUAGUAGAUAGUAGGAAAAAGUUGUUGCCAUUGGAGGAGAGGUGGUGGUGGUGCUGAUAUUGUUGUGUUGGGGGUGGUUGUGCUUCUCCAAAAUUGGAGGAGGCGGAGACCAUUUGAUAGAAGCCUCAGGCACCAGAGCACGGGACCCACGGCUUUCCCGGUCGGCAUCUUCCCGUUCCCUCAUCUACUACUGCUUUGCUUUCCUUUGCUCUGCAGCACUUGAAAG